Molecule: messenger RNA, 1356 nt
Organism: Maniola jurtina (meadow brown)
Lineage: Eukaryota; Metazoa; Arthropoda; Insecta; Lepidoptera; Nymphalidae
Product: saccharopine dehydrogenase-like oxidoreductase
Exons: 9
Coding region: 12-1340 (442 amino acids)
Biological process (GO): glycolipid biosynthetic process
Cellular component (GO): mitochondrion; plasma membrane; lipid droplet
Source: RefSeq, a predicted model, not a curated record
UAGGACAGGUUAUGUCUCAGAACCUUACAAGUUUAUUAGUAAACAAGACGCGUUCUAAGGAGAUCUUUGCGAUGGCACCAGAUCGCUUAGAUCUAGUGGUGUUCGGAGCGAGCGGGUACACGGGCAAACACGUGGUGAAAGAGCUGACUCGCAUCGCUCCGAAGUAUCCCGGACUGACCUGGGCAGUCGCGGGCAGGAACAAGGAGAGAUUGGAGACGCUGCUCCAGAAUGUGACGAACAAAACUGGUGUAAACCUGUCGUCAACGCGGAUCAUAGUAGCAGCGGUGGAGGACGAGUCGUCGCUGCGGCAGAUGUGCAGCCAGGCGCGGCUGCUGCUCAACUGCUGCGGGCCGUUCAUGAAGUUCGGCGAGCCGGUCGUCGCGAUGGCCAUCGAGUGCGGGGCGCAUUAUGUUGACGUCAGUGGAGAGAAACUGUUUGUGGAUGUGUGCGAGAGGAAGUACGACCAGCCGGCAAGAGACGCGAGGGUGUACGUAGUUCCCACGUGUGGGCUGAGCAGUGUGCCGGCUGACUUGGGCGUUAUAUACUUGCAACAGAACUUUGGCGGUACAUUGAACUCAGUGGAGUCGUAUUUAGUGAUGCACUUCCCACCGAAGCUGCUGGCUGAGAGGACGAAAGGUGUAGUUCGGUACAGCAGUUGGGAGUCCAUGAUAAAUAGCAUGGCUGCCAUGUCCCUAAGAAGUCUUCAACAAGAACCGCUGUUACCUCAAUUCAAACCAGAGUUAAAACAAAGAAGCCUCAUCCACAAAAAUCUGAAUAGAUGGUGUCUUCCGUUCCCAACGACUGACACAGAGGUGGUCAAUAAAACCCAAAGAUAUUUAUUAUCCUCGGAAAAACAAAGACCAGCACAAUAUAAAGCUUAUAUAAGUUUUCCCUCUAUUUUUACCGCCAUAGGAAUAAUAUUUGCUGGCGCCUUAUUAUUUCUGCUUAGUAAAGUAUCGUUUUUGAGGAAAUUGCUGUUGGAUUAUCCAAGGCUCUGUUCGUUUGGUAUAGUAACGCAUGACCAUCCUGAGGAGGGGGUGAUGGAUGAUAUGCUGUUCCAGUAUGAGAUGUUUGGUGAAGGUUGGGAGGAAGGCAGCGAUGUUAACAACACUCUACCGAAUAAGAAGGUCGUGGGAAGAGUCAGCGUAUCGGGGUCGGAUCCAGCCUACGUGGGCACAGCUGUGGUAGUCAUAUUUUCAGCCAUCGCAAUCCUUCAGGACUCUGAUAAAAUGCCAAAUAGAGGCGGUGCUAUGACGCCCGGGAUAGCCUUCAGAAAUACGAGUCUAGUUAAAAAUCUGCAAGAAAAUAAUGUUAAUUUUGAAAUUGUUACAAAACCAUAAAAGUCUUUUGCACAAU